This is a messenger RNA of Helianthus annuus (common sunflower), 1173 nucleotides long. RefSeq lists its product as uncharacterized. The transcript is spliced from 6 exons. Gene Ontology annotation, molecular function: phosphoprotein phosphatase activity. The record is from RefSeq and is a predicted model, not a curated record. Lineage: Eukaryota; Viridiplantae; Streptophyta; Magnoliopsida; Asterales; Asteraceae. The coding region runs from base 64 to 1032 and encodes 322 amino acids.
UCUCAUUCUAUAAAUCAUACCAGUUACCACAUCAAAAUCCAUCCUUCAUCAAAAACCAAAACCAUGGCAACCAAAGAGUCCAUAACCAACAACAUCGUCACUGAUUCUGACCACAUUCCGGUCACUAAAACAGAAGACUCAGGAAUCAAGAUCACCAUUGUUGCUUCUGAAGAAAAUCACGUUGAAACAGAAGCAGCAAACAACAAUGUAGCUGUUGGGUCUGAUACUCGUCAUACCAAUGAAAAAGAAGAUAAAGAAGAUGGUGUUGCUUCUGAAGAUGAACAUAAUGAAAAACAAACAGGAAGUGAUCUAAGCAUUUCUAUGGAUAAACUUAACCUUGGUUUGAAAAAGAAACUUAUUGUGCUUCCGAUAACUGGUUUUUUAGUUCAUCGCGCUUUUCGCUUUCGCCAAAACGCCAUCCCAAAAAACCGCAUGCCUGAUUUCUGUUCUGGAAAUUUUAUGAUUUACAAGAGGCCAUUCUGUGAUGAGUUUUUGAAGUUUUGUUUUGAGAGAUUUGAAGUGGGAAUAUGGUCAUCUGCUAUGGAGCAUAACAUAGGUGCAGUUUUGACUAAUGUAAUGGGAGAACACAAAAGCAAGCUGCUAUUUACUUGGGAUCAAAACCAAUGCACGAAGACUGAUUUCAUGUGUUUGGACAAAAAAGACAAACCGGUGUUCUUGAAAGAACUUAAUCACUUAUGGAGCAAAAAGUAUAGCAAUCUCCCUUGGUGUGACGGAGAAUACUCUGCGUCUAACACGUUGUUGAUCACCGAUCCUGUGAAAACCCUUAUGAAUCCUCCGAACACUUCUAUUUCUCCGGGGAACUAUGAUCCCGAAAACAAGGAAGAUAAUCUUCUAGGUCCGAGUGGUGAGAUACGUGUGUUCUUAGAGGGGCUUGCAGAGGCUAAAGAUGUUCAAAGUUAUGUGAAAGCUCACCCGAUUGGGGAUCCAGCUAUAACGUCUUCUCAUGCUGACUGGGACUACUAUUCGAAGAUAAUUCGUUCUUUCGGAAAGAAAGAAUCCAGUGAUCACUAGAACUCUAUAUAAUCAUUGAGAUCAAGAGGCUUUUUUUGUUGGUUUUCGAAUUCAGACAUGGUACUGUACUACUACAAGUUUAGGAUCUGAAACUUUUGCUUCUAAGUUUGAUUGUUAAAUGAAAUCAAAAUUUAUCUAUUA